AUGAAAAAUCUUGGAUUAACAUUACCUUUUGAGACGGUUGGGGAUUUCACAGAAAUUAUUGAAUCUCUUGAAAGUGGAAAAUUUUUCGUCUCCAGCAUUGUUCAAGAGUCUUGUAUUGAAGUUAAUGAGAAAGGUACAAAAGCUGCUGCUGCUACUUGUGCCUCUGCACAGCUCACUUCACGUCCACCUCCACGACCAAGUUUUGUGGCAAACCAUCCAUUCAUGUUCAUGAUUAGAGAAGAGAUAUCUGGGAUCAUAUUUUUUGUUGGAGUUGUACUUAACCCCCUUUUAGGCUAA
This is a messenger RNA of Quercus robur (English oak), 297 nucleotides long. Its product is annotated as serpin-ZXA-like. Gene Ontology annotation, molecular function: serine-type endopeptidase inhibitor activity. NCBI's taxonomy places the organism in Eukaryota, Viridiplantae, Streptophyta, Magnoliopsida, Fagales, Fagaceae. The transcript has a single exon. The coding region runs from base 1 to 297 and encodes 98 amino acids. The record is from RefSeq and is a predicted model, not a curated record.